UCCCCCCGCCGCACCCUCUUCCACCCACCCGGCCUCGGCGGUGCCGAUGGAGGCGGCGGAUGGCUGCGGCCUGGGCAGCGGGGCCGGGCGGGAGGCGCCCGCCGUGCGAUGAGGAGAGAAAAUAGAAAAAAUCCGGACCAGAACCCCCCUACACCAUGCAAGCAAACUGCAGUCACCUCCACAGCAUCCCAGGGAGUGAUGACUCUUCUCAGAGCACCCAUGCAGCGAGGCUGUCAGGAGACACCUCAUGCCACCACAGCGGAGAUGUCCACAUCCAGCUGAACUCUGCCACAGGAGAAGCCAGAGACCAUGCGAGCUCCCAGCACUCACGGCAGGGCCCCCAAAGUCGCUCCCAUGGACAUGCCCACAGAGAAGCAGGGGGGCUGGAUGACUCCACUCCAGACUCAGAGGAACACGGUGGCAGCUCCCUCUCAGAGCUCAGAUACCUCCUGCAGUGGCUGCACAAAAGCCUGCCCUAUAUCUUGAUUCUCUGUGUCAAACUGGUCAUGCAGCAUAUAAUUGGCAUUUCUCUUGGAAUUGGGCUGCUAACAACUUAUAUGUAUGCAAACAAAAGCAUAGUAAAUCAGGUUUUUCUAAGAGAACGGUGCUCCAAGUUGCAGUGUGCUUGGUUACUGGUGUACCUAACUGGAUCAUCACUCCUCUUGUAUUACACUUUCCAUUCUCAGUCACUCUAUUACAGCUUAAUCUUCUUAAAGCCUACUGUGGAUUUUAUGGACUUGUGGGAGGUACUUUGGAUUGUGGGAAUCACAGACUUUAUUCUGAAAUUCCUCUUCAUGGGCUUCAAGUGCUUUAUUCUCUUGGUGCCUUCUUUUAUGAUGUCCUUUAAAUCAAAGGGCUACUGGUACAUGCUGUUAGAAGAACUCUGCCAGUAUUACCGUAUGUUUGUCCCCAUACCAGUUUGGUUCCGUUAUCUUAUUGGCAAAGGGGAGCUGGACAGUGUACUAGGAUGGACUCUUGGGAUACUGCUGGGCCUUCUCUACCUCAUCCUGAAAAUUUUGAGCUUUUUUGGACAACUGAGAAGCUUCAGACAGGUCUUACGGAUAUUUUGUACGCGACCACACUAUGGGGUGACAGCUAGCAAGAGACAGUGUUCUGAGUCAGAUGAUAUUUGUUCUAUCUGCCAAGCUGAGUUUCAGAAGCCUAUUCUGCUUAUCUGCCAGCACACAUUUUGUGAAGAAUGCAUCUCUUUAUGGUUUAAUAGAGAAAAAACGUGUCCACUCUGCAAAACUGUUAUUUCAGACCAUGUUAACAAGUGGAAGGAUGGAGCCACAUCUAUGCAUCUACAGAUUUUCUAAAGCAUGUCAACUUGGUUUACAGUUCGCUCAAGUUGAGGUUUUGCAGUUUACUGCAGGUGUAGGUGGCACAAGGAAAGAAUUUCCAAAUUUGAGAUAAAAUGCUUCUGUGAAAUGUUUCCCUAUUUUAAAUGGUGCAGAAAAUGUUAACUUGACCUUCUUAAAUAGUUUUCAGGGUGAAUGCAGAAAAGCCAGCACUGCUUCUUGUCAGGUCCUUGAACAAUGCUGCAUUACUUCCUGCAGCAGGUUCUUAACGGUUUAUUUAAACUUUAAGUAGAGUUCCAGGCUAUACUAAAUUGUCUUGAUCCUUUUAACAUGACUCAACCCAAAAGGUGGACCUACCAUUUUAUUAAGGUUAUGAGCAAAUCUUAUACUCUGGAGUGCAGUGAGAAUUAGAGCUGCCUGUCACCUGGCAUUCAACAUGCUUGCCCAGGAGAUGAGUACAAACAGGUUCCUAUUCAUGUACCUGUAACAGCAACUACUUCUCACUGUACCUAGAGAUAAGCCACAAGAGGAAGAGAAUUCUCCCUCAGGUUCUUGUAGACUUCUAAUGGAUCUUUGGCUUAACACCUAAAUCAACCACUGAUCAUAGUUUUAUACUUAGCAUUUUGUAACACUGAUAUUUUUAAACCAAACCUUUAAUACUCUAUUUUUGUCAUAUAAGGAACCAGAUUUUCUUAAAGGAGAGAAUCUAUUUUAUAUUAUAUCUGCAAUUUGUAGUAUGCAUAAAAACCAGAGAGAAUAAAUGGAAUGGAUUUAAAUCUUGUUUGGUGCAUGUUGAAUAAAGCAACAAUGUUCA
Pogoniulus pusillus (Red-fronted tinkerbird) is the source of this 2112-nucleotide messenger RNA. RefSeq names its product ring finger protein, transmembrane 1 (gene RNFT1). The coding region runs from base 156 to 1316 and encodes 386 amino acids. Gene Ontology annotation, biological process: positive regulation of ERAD pathway. Gene Ontology annotation, molecular function: ubiquitin protein ligase activity. The record is from RefSeq and is a predicted model, not a curated record. Gene Ontology annotation, cellular component: endoplasmic reticulum. Lineage: Eukaryota; Metazoa; Chordata; Aves; Piciformes; Lybiidae. The transcript is spliced from 9 exons.